Neohortaea acidophila is the source of this 747-nucleotide messenger RNA. RefSeq lists its product as uncharacterized. The transcript has 2 exons. Gene Ontology annotation, molecular function: protein binding. The record is from RefSeq and is a predicted model, not a curated record. NCBI's taxonomy places the organism in Eukaryota, Fungi, Ascomycota, Dothideomycetes, Mycosphaerellales, Teratosphaeriaceae. Bases 1 to 747 code for a protein of 248 amino acids.
AUGGCCAACCUCAAUGACCCAAGAGCAGACCAAGACUCCAGCACAAUGAACUUCCAAGCGUCAAUAAUCAAAGUCGUGGUUGGCACCGAUAAGUACACAUAUCGAGUUCACAAGAGCUACCUCACCAAGCCCGGAUCGUUCUUCGAGACCGCGUUGAAGAAGCCGUGGAUCAAAGGACACCAUCGCACCAUCGAACUCCCGGAAGAUGACCCGUACGAUUUUCACGUAUACGUUCAGUGGCUGUAUACUGGCAAGUUGUUCUGCAAGCCUUUAUACGAGCAAGAACCCGAGACAGAGGAACGGAACUACGGACUACUCUUCGAUCUGUACGUACUCGGGCAGAAGCUGCUGGACCGGGAGUUCCAAGAUCGUGUCGUCGAUGCGACGAUCGCGGCGAGCCACGACACUGGCUACAAAGAGAGCUCAAAACGUUUGUUCCCUUCCGACGGUGUUGUGGACUCACUUUAUCGGCGCACAUCCAAGGGAUGUCCGAUGAGACGGCUUCUGAUCGAUCUGAGUAUUUGCCAGGGCGGUGAAGGGUGGAUGGUACCCGCCCAAAACGAUCCCGACGGCAUUAAUGUCGAAUUUCUGAUAGAUCUGGCUACUGCAUUUUACAAGAUCCAGGCAGAUGAUACGAUCAUGGACAAGCUUGAAGAACUGGACGAAGACCCAGGGUGCGAGUACCAUCACCACGGCAAGGAUGAAGAAUGCGGAAGCUACGGCGGGAAGAAGAUCGAGGCGUUGUGA